AUGAAUAUUUCAUCCCUAGAGGAGGCAAGUAAGCAUUCUACCUUAAGACCUCUUCCAGAAGGACUAGCUAGUAUGGAAUAUGCUGAGGAACAUGUAUAUUUUAUGGCCCCACAACGUCCUUUUCUGCUAAGAGCAAUGCAGCCAGGUUUCCCUAAUGAGUAUUUUCCUAGUCAAAGUCAAACCUUUCCCAAUUCAAAUACAUGGUAUGGGGGCUGGCAACAACCUUCAUCCUAUCCUCAGUGGUCCCAAAAUUACCAGUUGGGAACACAACUGUGGCAACAGGCAUGGAGGCCGCAUGCACCACCACCUACAUCAUAUCCACAACCAUACACCCAACCCUAUCCACCUCAAACUCAAUUUCCACCUCCACCUUUAAUAAAUCCUUAUCAACAACCACAACAAUUCCUUCCACCUAUUCCAUCAUCCUCCUCUAAUCCACUACCUAACCCACCACAACCACCAAAGCCAACAUCAAUGCCCACUCAACCAAAUCACAAUCCUAAUAAUAAGCCAUCCCAACCCAUGUAUAAUAAUGAGGUGGUAGGUUAUCCCACUUAUCCAGUUAAUACAGUAGAACUGGAAGGAGUACAAUUGAGGUCGGGAAAAGCCCUCCAAGGUCCCACAAUCACAGAAAUAAAUGAAGAACCUAAAGUGGAGUCCAAAAAAGAACCUCCAUUUCCUGACCAGUUGCUUUCUAAACCUAUACAAAAGGAACCUACGCAAACUGAAUUCGAUCUCAUUAAUGAACUCCGCAAUGUUAACAUUAAGAUUCCUUUGUUGAAAAAGAAGAAAGAAGAUCCAAAAACUGUUCAAGUUAUUGGGCAAUUGGCAGAUCUUAUGCUUGACAAUUUGACAAUUCCCAAAUAUGCAGAUCCCGGAAGCCCAGUAAUCCAGGUAAGCAUUGGUAAGAUUACUAUUCCUAAUACACUUGUGGAUUUGGGUGCUGUAAUUAAUGUAAUGACUAAUGAGACCAAAACAAAAUUAUCUCUUGAAGGACUUAGGCCCACACCUACAGUUCUCCAGAUGGCUGAUCGUUCACUGGUCAAGCCUGUAGGGGUUAUUGAAGAUGUGGUCCUUUCUAUUGAUUCAUGGAAUUUUUCAACUGACUUUAUGAUCUUGCAACCGAAAGUUAAGCUGGGGGGAUAUCCCUUAAUAUUAGGAUGA
This is a messenger RNA of Cryptomeria japonica (Japanese cedar), 1164 nucleotides long. RefSeq lists its product as uncharacterized. Bases 1 to 1164 code for a protein of 387 amino acids. Lineage: Eukaryota; Viridiplantae; Streptophyta; Pinopsida; Cupressales; Cupressaceae. The record is from RefSeq and is a predicted model, not a curated record. The transcript has 2 exons.